AUGGCCUGGCUAACAGCCCACCUCAAAACCCUCUUCGCCUCCAAAAGACCCAAAAACCCUCCAAAGCGCAAACCACCCACCCGCGAAGAAAAAGGCAAAUACCGCGCCACAGACAUCGACGACGACAACAACAACAAUAAUAUCACCUCCUCCAAUAAUACCCAACCAGCAUCAUCAUCAACUUCUUCCUUAUCACCAUCAUCAUCAUCAACCACAAACUCCUCGGAAAUCACAGACUCAGACCUCCUCCCCAUAAUCCACCACGAAGAACUCCACCUAAUCCCCCAAAUCCUAACCCAAUUCCCAGCAUUCUACCUCAUCGGUCACAACCUACCUCCCGCACCGCUCCCACAAGCAAAACACCUCCUAACCUCCCCAGAAUCCACAAAACAAUCAUUAGUCCACCCCAAAAAAUCAACAGUACGAGGCUAUAAUCACGCAAAAUCCAGCGGUAGAGAAUGGUGGGAUUACACACCGGAUCACGGCGGAACGUUAUUAACCCUCGAAGACGAGAAUUUCCGAUAUAAAACGAAAGAAUACUUUGAAAAAUCGAUUGAAUUGUUACAAAGGAUUUGUAAUGAAUUUAAUCAAACGCUUAAUGAAAAUGGAGAGAAAAGGGUGGUUAUACCGGAGGCUGUGAUGGAUGAUAUUGGAUUCAGUACCAUGCGAUACUUAAGAUACUCUCCCACGAUUCUAGAACGACAGAAUAACAACAAUAAUAAUAAUACCAUUACUCAAUCAAAUAACGAUUCAGAACCACCGGUAGCAAGCAGCAGUUCAAGCAGCCACAGUAACGGUUCCUCCAGCAGUACUAAAAAUAACAACAGAAAAUCCCAACAACAACAACAACAACCACAAAAAGAAGACGGCUACUCCCUCCCCAGAAUGGAAGCCCACACGGACCAUGGAAUCCUAACCUUAAUGACCUCCACCGAACCCUCAGGUCUCUACGUCUGGGACCGUAAUGGCAAAAUCUUCUCCGCACCACCAAUAUCAGGCACAGUUAUGAUCAUUGCAGGAGACCUAAUGACGCAUUUCACCGCCCUAGAAGGGAAAAACAUCGUUAAUGACGGAAAAGAUGCUAUCGGUGAGGGAACAGUAUUACCCAGUGUCCAUGCCGUGGUGCUUCCAAAGGGUGGAGCGGAGAGGUACUCCGUUGCAGUGUUUUUGAGACCGAAGAGGGAUAUGGUUGUUAGUAAAUAUAGAGUUAAGAAAGAAGAUGGAGAGAUCGUGGAGGAAAAUAUGACGUUUGGAAAGUGGGCGGAGGAGAAAGGACAAGUUAGGGGGAGGAGAUGUUGGAUGGUUGGACAGGAAAGGUUAUCGGGGGGACAAGACGUUUGA
Molecule: messenger RNA, 1341 nt
Organism: Orbilia oligospora ATCC 24927
Lineage: Eukaryota; Fungi; Ascomycota; Orbiliomycetes; Orbiliales; Orbiliaceae
Exons: 1
Coding region: 1-1341 (446 amino acids)
Molecular function (GO): dioxygenase activity
Source: RefSeq, a predicted model, not a curated record